AUGAUAAUAACACCAUAUCUCAACCCUCGCCUCGUCAAGCCGCUCAAAUGGCUCGCAAUUAUUAUCCUACUCUAUUUCCUCUAUUUUUCACUAUUCUCUAUUAAUAAAAAGCCGGGGAAGCCCAGAAAACCGCCAAAAGCAGUGGAAAAUUACACUUGUCCCUUUGAGAAAGCGGAUUUUUCAAAUUUCAAGGAUAAAAAGUUGGAAUUUCAUAAAAACAAUGGAACAGAUCCGAAAAUUCUGGUUAUUUUGGACUCGUUGUUUUCGCGACAUGGAAAAUCGAUAAUUCAAAUUCUGAAUUCACAAAAAUUCGCGUUUAAAGCCGAGGCGAUUUCCAAGAAUUUGCCAGUGCUAACUUCUGCGAAAAGGGGGAAAUAUUCGUUAAUUAUAGUAGAAAAUUACUAUAAAUAUUUGAAUAUGGCUCGUUGGAAUCGGCAGUUAUUGGAUAAAUAUUGUAAGGAAUAUCGGGUCCCACUAUUCUCGUUUAUUGCUAGUAAGCCGAAUGAUCAGUUGAAGAGGAUAAGGAUUAAGGGAAGUUCCUUAUGGAUGUGGCAAAAUCAACGGAUCAAUCGUCUAACUGUCUCACCGUCUCCAAUUCAUAAAAUUUCGAAAAUCGGUGCCUACCGUAAUCUGACAACUCAAGAAUCCGAUUGGAUUCUAUUCGAAAUUUCUGAAAACUUCGAAUCGAUUCUAACCGGGACCGUAAAAAAUGGCUACGAGAGAGCAGUGGUUUUGAGAGACUUAGGCAGAGAGGAUGGAGUUGAAAAAGUGAUUUUUGGACGAAAUUUAACGGAUUUUCAAAUUAAAAUCACUUUUUUGGAUGCAUUAUGGUGGGCUAUGGGUGAUGAGAAGUUGUUUGGAUUGGAUCGAUUCGUACAGGUCGACAUUGACGACGUUUUCGUCGGCGCGCAAAGCACACGAAUCGUUGAAGAAGACGUUCGUCAUCUGAUUUCCGCCCAGAACCAUUUUCGAAAUUUUAUUGAAAAUUUCAAAUUUUUAUUGGGAUUCUCGGGAAGCUACUUCCGAAACGGCGACGAUUUCGAAGAUCGAGGAGACGAAAUUUUGAUAGAAAAUGCUGAAAAAUUCGUUUGGUUUCCACACAUGUGGAGGCAUAAUCAUGCACAUGAGCAUAAUUUUACGUAUUUGGAGUCGAUUAUGGUACAGAAUCGGCUGUUUGCACAGAACAUGCAUCUCCCCAUCGACUACCCAUAUGCAAUCGCGCCCCAACACGACGGCGUUUUUCCGGUUCACGAACAGAUGUACGAGGCGUGGAAGAAGAUCUGGAAUGUUACAGUAACCGCUACAGAAGAGUAUCCACAUCUGAAACCAGCCACCGGACGGAAAGGAUUCAUUCAUUCAGGAAUCCACGUAUUGCCACGUCAAACAUGCGGACUCUACACGCAUACACAGUUUUUUGACGAAUAUCCGGAGGGAUUUCAAAAAGUUAUCAAAAGUAUUCAAGGAGGAGACUUGUUUUUUACGAUUUUACUGAAUCCGAUCUCAAUAUUCAUGACCCAUCAACAAAACUACGCUCAUGAUCGCCUGGCACUGUACACUUUCGAGAAUUUGUUUCGAUUUUUGAAUUGUUGGACAAAUAUCCGGCUAAAAUGGCAGAGUCCUGUGGAAUCGGCAAAAAUGUACUUUGAGAAGUUUCCAGAAGAGCGGAUACCACUUUGGACGAAUCCAUGUUCGGAUCCACGUCAUCAGGCGAUUCUUCCACCAUCCAUGAGUUGUUCCAAGAAAUCGCUUCCCGAUUUAUUGAUAAUUGGACCACAGAAAACAGGAUCCACCGCACUGGCCAGCUUCCUGGCCCUUCAUCCGAAUGUGUCUCAAAAUAUGGAAAUUCCCGGAUCUUUUGAAGAAAUUCAAUUUUUUAGCGGACAAAACUAUUUGAAAGGUGUAGAAUGGUACAUGUCGAAAUUUCCCAACGAGACUACAGUAAUCUUCGAGAAAUCCGCCACAUAUUUUGAUAAUCCGUCAGCGGCGCGCCAGGCGGCCGCUAUGGUACCUCAUGCGAAAUUAGUCAUAAUUCUACAGAAUCCCACGCAGAGGGCUUAUUCUUGGUUUCAGUCCCUGUUCCAGCACCUGAUUGCUCAUAAAGAUCCAAUUGCAAUGUCAUCAGAAUCACUCGACGUGAUUCUGAAUUCCACGUCAUCUGAAUCCGCGAAAUUCAAAAUUCGUCAACGAUGUCUUUCUGGCGGAAGAUAUGUGCAUCAUUUGGACAAAUGGUUGGAACAUUUCUCACUUCAACAAAUUCAAUUUAUUGAUUCUGAUGAAUUGAGGAAGGAACCGGCGAAGGUCCUCUCAUCGUUAUCAAAAUGGCUGGAUCUUCCCGAAUUUCCAUUCGAGACCCAUAUUCGUUUCAGUCCAUCAAAAGGCUUCCAUUGCCGUUUGAUAAAUGGAAAAACGGAGUGUUUAGGAGAGAGUAAAGGACGGAAAUAUUCGGAAAUGUCCCAGGAAUUACGACAAAAAUUGGACGGAAUUUUUGCUUUGGACAAUUCGGCACUUUUCAAAUUUCUGCGAAAAAAUCGACUGAAAAUUCCGGAUUGGCUGGAAGAAGCCGUUCGGAUUCGCGUUUAA
Molecule: messenger RNA, 2580 nt
Organism: Caenorhabditis briggsae
Lineage: Eukaryota; Metazoa; Nematoda; Chromadorea; Rhabditida; Rhabditidae
Gene: Cbr-hst-1
Product: Protein CBR-HST-1
Exons: 11
Coding region: 1-2580 (859 amino acids)
Cellular component (GO): Golgi apparatus
Molecular function (GO): heparan sulfate N-sulfotransferase activity; deacetylase activity
Source: RefSeq, a predicted model, not a curated record